Molecule: messenger RNA, 1839 nt
Organism: Entrophospora sp. SA101
Lineage: Eukaryota; Fungi; Glomeromycota; Glomeromycetes; Entrophosporales; Entrophosporaceae
Source: the annotation of a GenBank genome assembly
AUGAAUUCAAGUGGAUUAGGGUCGUCUUCAGAACAAGAUAAAAAGAAUUAUUCUACGAAAGUAGGAGGCAAUGUAUCAAUGAUACAACCAUUAGCUUCUUCUGGUGUACCUAAUGCGUACUCGAUAAACGUACCUGAAACUCCAUCAUUAACUUAUUCCUCGACAACAACACCAUCCGCUUCAUCAACAUCUUCGUCGUCAUCGACAACGAUAUCAACAAGCUUACCUAACUCUGGGCCAUUCCCGCCGUCAUCAUUAUCGUCAGUUGUACCAAGUGGACAAUCUAUGAAUUCGACAACAUCAACAUCUGUAACGACAUCAAUCGAUGGAUAUGGAUUACUUGGACUAUUAAGUGUAAUACGGAUGACAGAUCCUGAUUUAAACAUGUUAUCAUUGGGCAGUGAUUUAACAUCACUAGGUUUAAAUUUAAAUUCACCAGAUCCACUUUAUGCCACGUUUAGUUCGCCAUGGGCAGAUAAUAAUCAAGCUAUUGGAUUUAUUGAACCCGAUGAAAACACACGUGCUGUUGAAGAUUUUUUCAAGGUCAUUCCAGCAUCUGAAUGGUCUUUGGAGGCCUACACAAACUAUAUUCUUGAGCAACCUGAUGUUACAAUCAACUUUGAACAAGUAUUCAUCAAUUUCACAGAAAGUCUGGACCAGAUACAUCAGCUCUUUGUUGUUCCUUUAUCUAUUCGAACAGUCUGCCAAAAAUAUAUUGAUUGGCUAAAGACAUUGACAGGUAGGUAUGUUAUUGAAGCAUGUCGAAAGUUCUUUGAUGCUAAAAUAUUGCUAAAAAAGAAAGUUUCUAUGAAAGCUGUUGUUGAGGAAACAAUCAAUCUUACUUCUCAUACAGAAGCAUACCAAUCUUAUUUACAACCUUCUAUCCUCUCAAAUAUUGAACCUCUACCAUUUGAAUAUGAAAUUCCAUCAUCACAAUCAUCCCCUGGUUCACCAUCUAUAAUAAGAACACCUAAUAAACGACCAUUUGAAAAUCCUGAAGUAAAGAAAUACUGUCAAGAUUCUACUAUUGUUUGUGCAUUCGGAAUGAAACCCAAAGAUCUUGAAGCAGAAAUUGGUAAAGAAUUAGUUCAGGAGGUACUUUCAACACAUAAAGUUAAUCCUCUUCUAUGGACAUCAAAAUUUGAAGAAUACAUUGAUAAUAUAUUGAAGAAAAGUGGGGAUGAAUUCGAGAAGGCACUACAAAAGAAUGUGGAUACUGGAGAUGAGCUUUUUCAUCUGUAUUGUAAGAAAAUUCUUAUUGAUUUUUAUCACCUUGUUGAUAUUAACCAGUCCAUGAGUAGAAAGAUUAGUGAACGAAAAUAUAUCACAUACAAUAUUGCAUCCCUUUUUAAAUUUUAUGAGACUACAUUUGGAACUAGAUUAUCAGAUGACCAAGAAGUGUGGCAAAUGGAAGUGGCAGGACCACCCUGGCAUCCUACCACCACACACACUAUAAAUGAUACAAAAAAAACAUUUCGAUCAGAUAUCCUUAAUUUAGUGUCCAUAUUGCAGAAUAAUUUGGAUUGUGAUAUUGAUUUAGCAAUAAAAAUCAAAGUUUUUUGCACACAAGCAAUCGGUACUCGCCUCACACUUUAUGCAUUGAACAUACUCCCAGAUGGUCGAUUUCUUGCCACAGAGCUGAUCUCUGCUGUUGUCCCCUUCUCCUGGAGUGGCCGUAGCAAAUACAAAGCAAUUUUACAAAUGAUGUCAAUUUUCCAUGAUGAGCUUACCAAGCAGGAAGAAUUAAUGGAGAAGAUCAGCUUAUGUUCAUCAUCAACAAAUGAAAUAACAGUUCGUCAAGUAUUGAAAUUGCCAGCAGAGAUGUUUAAAAGGGUUUAA